Messenger RNA from Rhea pennata, 2974 nucleotides. RefSeq names its product DISC1 scaffold protein (gene DISC1). NCBI's taxonomy places the organism in Eukaryota, Metazoa, Chordata, Aves, Rheiformes, Rheidae. Gene Ontology annotation, cellular component: centrosome; intermediate filament cytoskeleton; mitochondrion. The record is from RefSeq and is a predicted model, not a curated record. The coding region runs from base 1 to 2664 and encodes 887 amino acids. The transcript has 13 exons. Gene Ontology annotation, molecular function: protein binding. Gene Ontology annotation, biological process: cilium assembly; neuron migration.
AUGUGGCGGCCGCAGCCCCGGGCGCAGCCGCCGACGGAGGGGCGGCGCCGCGGCGGCGGCGGCGGGAGGGAGGUGGCGAGCCCAGAUGGUCUGGAGCACUUAAUACCUGCAGGCUCUCUUCGUAAAAAGAAACUGGCAAAAAGACCUGGAUAUAUGAGGCAGGAAGCUCAGCAACAGAUAGAGUUUCAGUCCCUGAGUGCCUGCAAGCCAUUCAACCCAGAAGAGCUCAAACAUGGCAGAAAGCAUUGUGAAGACUUUGAAAACUGCUCUCUAUGCAGACAACACAAAAGUAACUUUGAAUUCUCAUGCUGUCAUUCAAUUGUAAAUAGCACUGUAGUUCCCACUGAUGUGGUAACAACGUUGGCCACUACUGGAAGCAUGCCAGGAAGCUGCAGAAAUCUUUCAGGUUACAAGAGUCCACAGGCAGAGAGCGUAAUUACACCGAUCUACCCUGCCACAGCCACAAGCAAAGGAAGCGUUUCUGCUGGGUGCUGUUCAAAUGCACAGCUAACAACUCAUAUUGCUAAAGUAAUUGAGCCCCAGAAGAUGUGCGCUUUGGAUGAGACAGAAGUGAAUAACAACUGUGAAUAUCAAAAAAAAGAAGUUGCUUCUCAUUCCGUUGGUCCACACGAUAACUUCUGUUCAAGCUUCAGCUUCAUACAGCUGUCCCUAAACUCAACCUCGGGAGCAAGUGAUGCUGAAGGCAUGUCAACUGCCAAGGAAACUGAGCAUGUUCUGCAUCCCAGCUCUGUGGGAAGGCUACAGAAUCGGGAAGAGAGGGAAAUAACUCAUGAGCGCUCAGGAGCUUUGCAUUGCUUCUCCAGGCCCAGUGAGAUUUUGAAGUAUGAAAAUGAGACAACAGUGAAUGAUAAAUUACAGGACUGUGAGACUGUCUCUCUCUCAGAUACAGAUGCAACGUUUUCAUGUUCUACAGAUUCCUCAGAUGCAGCAUCUGCUGGUUCUUCUGUCACCUCAGGCUAUGAAAGUAGCUUUACUGUUAGUGACCAUAACUGGGAUACUUUGAUGAAAAAAUAUGAACCAGUACUGCUGGACUGCCUGCGUGGCAACCGCACUACAUUAAAGAUAAAAUCUUUGAUUUUACAGCUUCAAAGGCUUCAGGAAAAAGCAAUAGAGGAAGAUGAUUAUGAUAGAGCUGAUAAAUUUAGACGAAAACUGGAAGAGCUGGAGAAAGAGAAUUCUUUAAAAUUUCAGCUUCCUUCAAGACAUCCUUCAAUAAGCAGUUUUUUGGACAGAUUUGUUACCCAAGUUCAAGCAGCAUUGCACUGGGCCAGAGAUCGGGUUAGAAAUGAAGAAACUCAGCUCUGGCAAGAAAAUGAACAUAAACUUCUGAGAUCUACCUACCAAGAGAGGAUUCAGGUUUCGGCCACAAAACGAAACCAACUUUUUCAAGAAAAGAAAUGGUUACAGAAAGAAAUCGAAGACCUCCGAGCAAGGCUGGCUGUAUUAGAAGCAAAAGAUCAGCAAUUAAGAAGAGAAAUUGAAGAGCAAGACAGGCUUAUUCAGUCAAGUGACUGUGAGCUGACUGCUUUGCUUGGCUCUGUUUCUUUGAGAGAGCUACAGGAAAUCAGCAAGGCUGUGGAUGACGCUUUAGCAUCGUCCGAUCAAAUUCCAUUCAGUUUGGAUCUGCCGGGGACAAUAAAGAGCCUUCAGGAAAGAGAGCAAUCAUUCAGCAUGUCCAUUAAAGAAACUACUGCCAAAGUUUGCACGAGUCAGAAACUCUGCAGUACUUUGAGGAGGAAAGUGAGUGAUAUCGAGACUCAACUACCAGCUCUACUUGAAGCCAAAAUGCUGGCCGUAUCAGGAAGUAAUUUUGGGACUGCUAAGGAUCUGGUGGAAGAAAUAAGAUCAUUAACAUCUGAGAAGGAGGGGCUGGAAGGGCUUCUCAAUGAGCUGUUGGUGUUGAGUGCCAGAAACGUCCGAAAAUUAGAGAGAAUUAAAGAUGAUUACAACAGACUGAAACAAGAACUUGAGCAGGGAGAGACUGCCUUUGUGACCAGUGUGAAAGAAAAUGCAGUAAAAUACAUGGAGGUGCUGGAGGAUAAACUGCAUAGCUGUGGGAGCCAGCUGCUCCAGAGAGUGUGGGAAGCUGAUUUGGAGGCCUGUCAGCUGUUGAUCCAAGGGUUUCAAUUGAAAGAAACCAGUUGCUGUGUUUUUGAGGAAGAGGAGAACCAAAUGGAUGAGAUGGAGAUGACUGCUGAUGGCCCUUCUGAUUCUGAAAGAAGAAAAGAAAGUCAUUUUCCGAAGAGCACAGAGUGGGGCACAUGCCUCAAGCACAGUGGACAAAAAGAGGUUUUGGAAGAUACUUCAUUUGGUGCAGAAGGUCAUUUAUCUGAGGAGUUCUUCAUAUUUUCUGCAGAGCUGGGAGAAAAAUGUGAGGCAAUAAGUGAGAAAUUGGUGCGUCUGGAAGAUCAGCUGCAAACUUCAGUCUGCAAAGUUGAUGAUGGAGUUAUUCAUAUCCUUUUUGAUAUAUACAUUUCAUGUGUGUGUGUAUGUAUGCGGAAUACUUGCCUUUCAGAUUCACAUGAGGUACUAUUUUUUAAAUGUAGAUUAAAUAUAUUAAGAAAGAGAGAUUUGAUUGUCUUGCUGAAGUGGACAUUUUUGUUAGAGCAAGUUUUCCUGUGGUGCGUUUUCGCUGUGGCCUGAUCCAGCUUUAAUUGAUUUAAACAGAAGUUGGUUUCUUGUAAAUCAAGAUGAGGCAUUGAAAUGCCUUUACCCUACCAUUUUAUCCUCUUGUUUGUAAUGCCCGUGUAAGUAAAUGCUUAUUGCACCAAAAGGUACAUAGAAAGAAGCAUCCAUAAAUCUCCAUUUCCAAACGUGAUUUAACUAAAUUAAAUGAUACAUCACUGACUCUGACUGUGAAUAUUGUCACAUUUAAUUUGGCCUUUGUUCCUUUUGAAAAAAAAUGGUCAGCAGAUGCAUCAUGUGGCAGCCUCUGCAAUUUAAUUUGCUUCUA